AUGAAAUUCAGACACCCUCUGGCACAGGCGCCUUCUUUGCCUCGAGAAAUCCGAACGCUGGAUUCCUUGCGCGGAGAGAGGAGAAGGCGUAUUACAGCGAGUGUUCCUCUCCUCCGGCAUCGAGGAUCAUAUGGACGUUUGACAAACGCAACUUGUCCGCCUCGUGUCGCAUGCGAGAGAAAGGCUGCCCACUUUCUGAGUAAUUUCAGAUCUUGGACCCGUGGUGGCAUGGAUGCACAAGACCACAAACGAUUAGACUCUGGCUGUCGCCUGCCUGUGGAAAUUAUAUCGAUGAUCGUCAGGCUAGUCAGGGAAGACCUAGAUUAUCGCACUCUUGCUUCGUUGGCGCGCGUCAACAAGCACCUCUGCGGACAGUGUCAGACGAUUCUUUAUCACACCGUAUCCAACCUCGAUCGUGAGUUCGGAGGCAACCCUCAAUCCUUGCAAAGGUCCCCGAGGCUUGCAAGAUAUGUCCAUACUUACAUCAUUCAGCACUCCGAGUUCUGUCGCCAUCUUGAUACUCGCAAGACCGAUGUUGCACCUCUCCGUCCGGGUCCAAUCUCGAAGAAUCUCGUCAAUUUAAAAGACCUCCAUGUGCAGCUCAACCGCUAUUCACCCAAUAAAUUCCUCGAGUUCAAGAGGACGCCAUUCCACCUCGAGAAUUUUUCCUGGGUGGAAUGCCCCAGGCUCUCCACCCUCCUCGACUUCCUCAAAACACAGCCGAAGCUCCGUCGGCUCAAGACGGACCUCUAUUAUGAACAAAAGAACAUCCCGUUCCCACUGAGAUAUUGCCCCAAUUUGGAGUAUCUCGAGGGCAGCCGUGCCGUCGUCGAGAGUCUUCUGCCAGGUCGGAAGAUAUCGACAUUGGUCUGGCACGUUUCUCAGAACCUUUUUGCUAAUAAUAUUUGGCCCAAGACAUUCGACCACCUUGCGGAUGAAUUUGUCCUCCUGAAGGCAUUGAGUCUCAUAAGGUGGCAAGGCGGCGGCUCUCCAUUCUCCUUCGUCUCGCCUAAAUAUUUCAAGAACCUGCAAUAUCUCGAGCUGUCGGACGAGGUACGUCAAUUCGUCAUGUCCAGCUCACAAUAUUCCAACGCCGGUUUCAUGGCGUCAUCUUUCCACUUCACCGCGGCUACACAAGGGAUAUAG
This is a messenger RNA of Cyclocybe aegerita, 1146 nucleotides long. Lineage: Eukaryota; Fungi; Basidiomycota; Agaricomycetes; Agaricales; Hemipholiotaceae. The record is from the annotation of a GenBank genome assembly.